Messenger RNA from Paramecium tetraurelia, 684 nucleotides. RefSeq lists its product as uncharacterized. The transcript has 2 exons. The record is from RefSeq and is a predicted model, not a curated record. Lineage: Eukaryota; Ciliophora; Oligohymenophorea; Peniculida; Parameciidae.
AUGAAUAUAUUAGAUUAUAAAAAAUAUAUUUCUCCGUAAUACAGAUCAUUGUCGCUCUUUGCAAAAAAGAAAAUAAAACUAAAAGGCCGAUCCAAUAGUUUUGAACCUCGUAAUCAAUUAAAUAUAUUCAACAUCAAAGGGUUGAUAUUUUAAAGGGAUUCAUUAAGAAGAAAAAGUUGUUAUUGUAAUGAGUGUGGAAGCCUCAGUAAAUUCUAAUACAAAUAUUUGAAUCUUAAACAAGUACCAAAUAUGAAAAAGAAAAUUGAAAUCUAAUUGAGAGUUUAAAAGAGAAGAUAGACUAAGAACAGUAUAUUUUACAAAUAUCGUACAAUUAUAUUCGAUUAAGUCAAAAGAAAUAAAGUUGAAUAACAAUAAGUUGAAUCAGUAGAUGCAACUCCUAAAGAAUCUGCAUGCCUCAAAGAAUCAAUGCACAAAUUGAAAGAAUAUUUUGAAAAAUAAGAAACUCAAAAAAAAGAGAUUCAAAAUAAAGCUCGAAAUUACCGCUAUUUUGGUAAUAAAACACCAUUAAGCUCUCCUAAGCAUUAUCAAUCUCCUCGGAAUAAGGAAUCUAUCCCUUAUCUUAGUUAUAGAAGAAUUGAAUUGGUACAAUUAAAACCAUUAAAAUUCAGUGACACUCUCAAAUCAUUCUAAACACAUAAAAAAACCUUAUCCACUUAAUCUUGA